GCAAGUAGAUUUUGAACUCAGACCGCGAAUCUCAGGAAUUAAAAAAAUUUUCAAUCUGAGUUACUUUUUUUUUUAGUAUAAUUUGGAUACAUUCCUGAAAUCAUGAGGUCGAGAAUGACUGUUAUUCCAAAAAUGAUGUCUCAAUGGUGGGAGACUCUGGAUCGACCCCAUCGACUUUUUGAUCAACAUUUCGGAUUGGGUACGAGUCCCAAGAAUUUUUUGAGGUCUUCAUUUUUUGACCGAUACCUUCCUUCUGCCUAUUUUCAAUCCUGGGAAGAAUUCAUGAAGGAAUCAAUGAGAGAAGAGGAAAGAGGAACUUCCAUUGUGAAUACAGAUAAAGACCAAUUCCAGGUGGCCUUGGAUGUGCAACAAUUCAAACCUGAUGAAAUUAACGUCAAAGUUGUUGACAACUCCAUCGUCGUCGAAGGCAAACAUGAAGAAAAGCGAGAUGACCAUGGCUACAUCGCAAGGCACUUUGUCAGGAAGUACCUAAUACCAGAGGAAUGUGAUCCUGAAAAAACGACGAGUACCCUUUCAACUGAUGGAGUACUGAUGAUCUCCACUCCCCUGAAACCUGAGGCGAUAACAGCUAAAGAAGAAAAACCUAUAAAAAUAGAACACUUUGGAAAGCCUGCCAUCGAAAAAAAGGAAGAACCCGAAGAAAAGCAAAGGUUAACUUCUAGUCAGUCAACUUAGGACUUCGGGAGACUUAAAUAGUCCCCAAGCCAAUCUUUUUAUUUAUCACUUCUCAUUUUUUUUAAUUAUGACAUUAUUUAGACUUUUAGAGUUCAUGUGUAUUGCGUAUCUUUAUACUUAAGUACAUGUAACUUUUAUGAUUGAGUUAAAAAAAAUACACCAGAUUUUCGUUAUAUAUGUAUGUACUUACGUAGAAUAGGAUUUUGUGUAAGGUAAACUAUUAUUAAACCUUGUACAUAAAACUAAUACAAAAUUCUUCCAAAAUUCACAGUUAUUUGUUACAAUUAUUUUAAUUUGAACAGACUUACAAUUGUUAACAAAAUUAUUGUUACUGAAUAAUGAGACAAAUUUGGUGUUUCC
Belonocnema kinseyi is the source of this 1056-nucleotide messenger RNA. RefSeq names its product protein lethal(2)essential for life-like. Gene Ontology annotation, molecular function: protein folding chaperone. Bases 103 to 696 code for a protein of 197 amino acids. The record is from RefSeq and is a predicted model, not a curated record. Gene Ontology annotation, biological process: response to heat; protein refolding. The transcript is spliced from 2 exons. Lineage: Eukaryota; Metazoa; Arthropoda; Insecta; Hymenoptera; Cynipidae.